CCCUGGAUGUGUGCGAAGUCGCGCGCAUUUCGCGCCGCUCGGUAUCAAUUCCUCACACGUUGCUUCGCGUCGCGUUGGAAAUCGGGAGGAAGAAUGUGUGCGCGGUGCAUGGGCGUUCGCGGAUUUUAGUUGAGUUUGCUCGCCGACUGGCCGCUCCGACGUCACGUGAAAUCGACACGUGCGGCCGUCGUCGUUAUCGCCGUCGUCGCUCGCGGAACCUCGAGCCUAAGAUUGCUUAAGAAGUCAUUCAACAUCAUGGACACCUUCCUCGGAGCAUUCCUUGUUGCGAACGUCCUCGCCGCUGGCAGCUGCUCCGACCUCAAUCUCGACCUAGGCACGGUCGUCUUCGCGAACCUUCUGUACAGACAUGGGGACAGGACUCCCAUUACGACUUACAAGAAUGAUCCUUAUAACAACGAGUCGUUCUGGCCGGUUCCAUAUGGAGAACUGACGAACAUUGGGAAGCUAGAACAUCUACAGCUUGGACGCUGGCUGAGGAAACGGUAUUUCAAUUUUUUAAGCGACGUUUAUUCGCCGUACGAGAUCUACGUCCAAAGUACUGACAUAGAUCGUACCCUGAUGUCGGCCGAGUCAAAUCUCGCUGGGCUCUAUCCGCCAGUAGGAAGUGAAGUGUGGGACGACAAGAUCCGGUGGUCGCCAAUCCCCGUGCACACCAUUCCGGCGAAACAGGACUACGUGUUGAAGGCGAGCAAGUACUGCCCGCGAUACCAGUACGAGCUUGAAAAGCUCUUAAGGUCGCCGGAAAUCGAACGUAUCAAGAUGGAGAACGCGGAUCUGUUCAUCUACUUGACUGAACACUCCGGGGACAAAAUUAAUUCGUUUAAAAUGCUCGAGCAUCUAUACGAUGUUUUAUAUAUCGAGUCAUUGUACAACAAAACUCUACCGCAGUGGACAAAAUCGGUGUUUCCAGAGAAAAUGAAACCUCUCGCUACAUUUAGUUUCAUGACAGAGGCCUACAACACGAUACUUAAAAGGUUAAAAACAGGUCCACUGCUUGGAGAAAUGAUAGAUCACAUGAGUAAGAAAAUGCAACACAUCUUACAACCUGACAGAAAGAUAUGGAUGUAUAGUGCUCAUGAUGAAACUAUCGCGAAUUUACUCAUGACUUUGAACAUAUUUGAGCCUCACUGUCCACCUUACGCUGCUAUAGUUCUCAUAGAAUUAAGAACAAACUCGAAAAACCAGUAUUUUGUAACAGUUUCUUAUAAAAAUACCACUGAAGAACCGAUAAUCCUAACGUUACCAGGUUGCACUACAUUAUGCCCUUUAAAUGAAUUUAUUAAUUUGACGAAAAAUGUUGUACCUGAAGAUUGGGAGAAAGAAUGUUUAAUGAAUGACAUAAGUUCAAAAAGUGACAUAAGUUCCAGCGAUGUAAUUGCUAUUUUGACAUCAUCCAUAUUAAUGCUAGUUUUAUUGGUUCUAAUAAUAAUCGGCUUCAUGUACUGGCGUCAUAAAAGAGAACACAGGCAGUAUUACUUUCGUCUAGCGUACAAUGGCUAUAACGAUGCUAUAUAAAGGGUAUUUAGUAAAAAUAAUAUGGUGUACAAUUUACAUACGUAUCAGAUACAUACGUAAAAGAUAAAAAAAAACAGGCUUUAAGCCUAUUACACGAGGAA
This is a messenger RNA of Monomorium pharaonis (pharaoh ant), 1637 nucleotides long. RefSeq names its product prostatic acid phosphatase. Gene Ontology annotation, molecular function: phosphatase activity. Lineage: Eukaryota; Metazoa; Arthropoda; Insecta; Hymenoptera; Formicidae. The record is from RefSeq and is a predicted model, not a curated record. The coding region runs from base 256 to 1536 and encodes 426 amino acids. Gene Ontology annotation, biological process: dephosphorylation. The transcript is spliced from 7 exons.